GCAAACCUGUCCGGUCGUACCCAAAGUUUCAAACGAAUUGAAAUCGAAUUCAACGACAAUGGCCGGAGCGACUGUAUGUCUGUGCCUAGCUUUAUGCGCCUUCGUAAUCCUUAGUAUAGAAAGUGCGGUGAUAAAAAUGCAAGAUAUUCCUCUAAAACCAGGUGUUACUAUGAAGAUCGUGAUAAAAGACGACCCAAAACACGAAGGCGGCGUAGUGGCAUCAAUAAAAAUUGGUAUGGACGAGAAGCCAAAAACUGAAAAGGUAUUUUCAAAGCUCAUUGAUAACUUCGUGAUGCCAGCUACAGACUUUAUUCCCGAUUUAGAAGAUAGAAAUACGUUUGGAAAAGGGAAUGGAAACUGUGCGAGUGGACAAGUGCGCCGGGGCCCACUUUGUGUGAAUGCGUGAAACAAAGUGCACAGUGUGUAUUAAAUUGACAGUUAUUUUAAUACUCCACAAAAACAUGAAUAUUUACAAUGAAAGAACGAUAUAGUAAUUCAUUGGGUUAGUUAUAUUCAGUUGGUUUUAUGUACAGAAUUAAGAACAUACAGAAUCCUCAUUCAGCGAUUAUUGUAUGGCAGUUCCGAAGCUCAUUGAUAACUCCGUAAUGCCAGCUACAGACUUUAUUCCUGAUUUGGAAGAUAGAAAUUCGUGUGGAAAAGGGAAUGGAAACUGUGGCAGUGGACAAGUGCGUCGGAGCCCACUUUGAAUAAUUGAGUAUUUACAAUGAAAGAACAAUAGGUAUAGUAAUUCAUAGUGUUAAUUGUAUUUAGUUGCUUUGAUGCAUAGAACAUACAGAAUCCUCAUUCAGCCAUUAUUUUAUGCAGUGCAUUGUGUUCAAAAACAGUAAAAACGCCCUGCGCUCGUCUCACUUUACACCCGCGGAAUGUUGCUAGCUCACAAACUUUUCUCCUUUUCCCAUUUUAUGGAAAAAAAUAAUUACUUUCAACUGUUAAAUGGAAUGAAUAACCGUUUGUUCGUACCGAUCGUAACCGUAGUCCUAUACACGGUUUUUGUAUGUUCUUAAAUCUGUGGUUUGAUGUUAUAAGUUUUAUCAAACGUUAAUCAACGUUAUCAACUUAUAGUCUGAAUCGCAGAGUCGCAAUUCUUUAAACUGUAGAAACUACACAGGAAGUUAUUAUUAGCGUUUUAAUUGCGUGCUCUGUUAGCAUUUAAUAUGCACGUCGCACAAAAGGAAUACUGAUUCAAACACUACCUUUUGCGGUUUAAGUACUGUGAGCAAGUACGCAGUUUUGUAAACAAUUUAAUAAGUAAGUUAUUUGCUCUGCAUUGCGCCUAAAUCGUUUAUAAUUAAUGUAAUUAUUUAUUGUGGUUGGAAGUUGUGAUAAUAAUUUGCUACUUUAGUGCUUAUGUUAAGUACUGAAAUGAUAGUUGUUUUAGAAUUGUGUUUUUGAGAAUGUUGAAUUGUAUGGAACAAUUGUUGUGUUAGGAAUGUUUUGUUAAUGAUCUCAGCAUGUAUUAUCUAAUUAUAUUUGUAAAUAGUUGUGUGGAAAUACGUUCAAUAAAGAUGGUGUGGAACAACUUUAUAUCUUAUUUUAAUUCAGCAGUAGGUACGACAUAUUUGAACGUUAACUCAGAAGUUAGUCAUUUAUUAACCGAUUUGAAAGUAUUUUCUUUUGUUUUUAACGUCGUACUUCCAAGGAAGUCCAUUUCCAUCUGACAAAAAUUGAUGGGUGAGAUCCUGGAGCAAUAAUCUAGAAAAAUAUUCAAAAAUAUAAGUCACUUAAAUCUGAAAUAAAUGCCCGGUUUACACUUUGAUA
Messenger RNA from Pararge aegeria (speckled wood butterfly), 1779 nucleotides. RefSeq lists its product as uncharacterized. NCBI's taxonomy places the organism in Eukaryota, Metazoa, Arthropoda, Insecta, Lepidoptera, Nymphalidae. The transcript has a single exon. The record is from RefSeq and is a predicted model, not a curated record. The coding region runs from base 59 to 406 and encodes 115 amino acids.